UAAACAAAAAGUGGCUCGCCACAGAGCGCGGGUUAAUGCGGAUCCUGCUGCAAGGGCAAAUUACCUGGCUAAAAGAGGGCAAAGCUAUCAAAGGAGAAAGAGACAAGGAAAGAUCACAAACAUCCCAGUCGCAGAUCUGUCCAGGGAAAAACAGGUGCAGAUGAGGAAAAAGUGGAAGCAGUAUCAGAGGCAGUACAGAGAGAAGAAAAGGGUGCUUGCUGAAGUUUUGAACCUUACUCCUCCCUCACUGAAUUCAAUAGAAGAUGACCAGCUUAUUGGCCCUCCAGAGCCCAUAGUGGUUGUUGCUGAUCAUGACUAUGUGCAGCCAAGUUUAGAGAGACCACAGGCAUCCUCAACUCCUGUGAGGGCAGUGCAGAAAAGUACCAGCAAACAUAGAGCAGUGCUGAAGGAAAGGGAAAAGCUAAGGUUUGAGCUCAUCAAAAUAAAGAAGGAACUUAAGAGUGAAAGAAUGAAGGCAAAAAAGCUGCAGCGGAAAGUUGAUAAGCUCAAAGUGAAUAAAGGAAAGGAAGUAAGUGUGAGAAACACGAAGAGAGACAAAAAGAAAAUUGCAGAGGAGAAAAAGGAGAGGGUUGUCGGCUUUCUCUGUAGAGAUGAAAAUAGCCGCAUGCUGUCGGGUAAGAAAGACACAGUUACAAAAAAUAAAAUGAAACACCAAAGGAGAGUACUUCUUCAUUCUCUGAAAGACCUCCACUCCAACUACAAUACAACCGCCCUGAAACACCAUGCAGUCUCCUAUCGACAGUUCCUCAGAUACUGCCCUUUUUAUGUUACUCAAGCGAAAGAGUCCGACCGAAACACCUGUAGCUGCUUUGACCAUGACAACUUUAAAAUGAUUGUUGACAGACUCUGUCAGACUAACAGCAUUUCGGAACUUCUGGACACCAUUGUUUGUGACUCGACCAACCAGAAGUGCAUGUACCGCUUAUGUAAGUGUUGCUACAAUGAAGUGGAGUUUGAGGGCCCACUACAUGAUAGCAUCAUCACAUGGGAGCAGUGGGAGAGGAUUGUUGUUACAUUGGAGGAGAAAAAAUCUGCAAAAGAUUGAUAAGAGUGGCAGGACGGCAAACUCUACACUAGUGUAGAGUUUGAAAAAGUUAGUUUAACAGACCUCAUCUCUGCUUGAAAGCUAUUUCAUGUGUUAGGUAUUCAAAACAAAAGUUGUCACAUUUCCUGUAAAACACAAAAAGGCCCCUCAGUUUCUGUGAUACAGUGUGAGGGGACUUCUCCAGGGAGAGGUGGCCGACUGCUGUGUGAGAUAACAAACGUUCGUGACAGCUCGUGGGACAGGAAGCAAACAUGUGAGCGUGUAUCUGAUGUCUAUUAACCGCCCGCCUGCCUCCUCAGCCAGCUCACCACUCCAGAGGCAUGCGGUGUAUGGCCGGGGCUUACUCCAACAUAAAUAAAGUCUCUGAUCCUUCUCUGGAUGAAGAAUCUUUUAUAAAAACGGGAUCCUUUGCGGUCGGUGAAGGGGCAACACUGGUAAACCAAAGGGCCGCAAGUGGAUGUAUGGGACU
Messenger RNA from Gymnodraco acuticeps, 1535 nucleotides. RefSeq lists its product as uncharacterized. NCBI's taxonomy places the organism in Eukaryota, Metazoa, Chordata, Actinopteri, Perciformes, Bathydraconidae. The transcript has 2 exons. The record is from RefSeq and is a predicted model, not a curated record. The coding region runs from base 161 to 1066 and encodes 301 amino acids.